AUAACGAGAACCGUCAAAUACGUACCUAACCUAGAAUAAUCAACACAAUUUACGUGUUUAGUUUUAAAUUUAACUAUUAUUAAUAAUUAUUUCAGUAAAUGUAACUGCAAACUCGAGAUAAUAAUGGAGAAAGGGCCCACAAUAGAAACUAGUCAUUUAAAGUGUGAUAGCGAAGAAACCAUCGAUACCGAAUCCAAGCAUGAUAGCAACCUUUACUCGACCGAAAUUGAUUCGGAAACCGUUGAGAAACUUAAAGGUGACGCUAUUGGAGAUACUUUAUACAGCGAAGCAUUCGUAGCAAAAACUUUACUGCAGUUGUCGAAUCUGAAAUGGUCCGAAAAGGUGGAGGAAGAUUUAUGCUUCUUGUGGGAUAUGACGUUAGAAAAAGACGUUUGCGACUAUCUACUAAAGUUGUCUUAUCCAAAUAUUGUAUGCGAAGUCAUUCAGAAAUACGACGAGAGCCGUUUGUUGGAGAUAGUGAUUGGAAUUCUCGCCAAUGUUUGUUGUACGGUCGAUACCUCUGAUAUAACCGACGAUCACGCAAAACUGGUGCUAUCAGUGCUGGAAACGGAUGAUGCUUUGAUUUUAAUACAAGUUGUACGAUUUGUUAAGGCGCUAGCGUACGAUCGGGACCAGUUACUGUUUCUCGACGAUGGAGUGUUAGAAAAGUUAAACUUUAUACUUUUAAAUUCGUGUAACGUUGAUCUUCUCUUGAAUACCCUCGAUUCCAUUUCGAAGAUGACCUCGGAUAAUAAAUUAAGUUUAACGGUUGUAAAAGCAGAGUUCAUUAAAUCCGCAGUAGUAGCUUAUCAAUGUAUUUGUAAAAUUGAACGCGAACGGCUGUCUUUAUCUGAAGACGAAAUCGAAACCAAUCAACAGCGCACAUCCCUCACGUAUUUAAUCCAGAUCGUCACGAACAUCUGCAGUUACAUAAACACCGACGACAAAAACAACAAUUUAUUUCACGAAGCACAAGAAUUCAUCGACCCUUUUGUCGACGAGCUUUGCAAAAUUUUGAAUUAUUACAGCAAAGACGAAUGCGUCCUUCCCGUAUCGGAGGAGCUUCAAUUUUACGUUAAGGCGUUCAUUUUCAUUUUCCAAACGUUACGCAUCCGCUACAGCAAGACAAUCUUCAAGAGUAUUAUUAGCAUAACUUACUUCCUAUUGAGUAAUAAAUGCGAAGAGUCGGACGAGUUUUUAGAGUUCUGUAACUAUUUCGUUUAUGUCGGAUCCUUAGAUAAUCUGAAAAGUGAUUUUCGUAGUUUCGAAAUUAAGGUCGUUAGGCAUAUUCUUAGUAAUAUUCACGCGAAUAGGGAUUCUUACGACUGUGUUAAUGAAGAAAAUGUAAAUGCCUUAUUAAUGGAAUUUGUAGGGAAGCGUUGAAGUUGACCGUUUCUGUCUUAUGUUAUGUACCUACCUACAAUAUUCCUCAUUAUGUACUAUAUUAAUGAAUAUAUAAUGUGAUAUUAUUUUAA
This is a messenger RNA of Photinus pyralis (common eastern firefly), 1475 nucleotides long. RefSeq lists its product as uncharacterized. The coding region runs from base 124 to 1383 and encodes 419 amino acids. The record is from RefSeq and is a predicted model, not a curated record. The transcript has a single exon. NCBI's taxonomy places the organism in Eukaryota, Metazoa, Arthropoda, Insecta, Coleoptera, Lampyridae.